AUGGACAGUUUCAAUCCACUGUCCUACUUCUUCUUCCUUUUCCUUGCCUCUGCCUCUUUAUGCUCAGCCAACAUCGCCGACUUCGACGAAACCUGGCAAAAACGUGCCGAGAUCGCCAAAGCUAAAGCCAAUGCCGCCUAUGUCUCUAACCCUGAAACCAUCACCAACAGCUUCAACACUGACGUCCUCAAUGAUUCAGGUAACACUACAAGAAGAUACUUGAGAGGUGGACAUCGCAAAGGUGGUCCAUGCCGAGCCACCAAUCCGAUAGAUCGCUGCUGGAGAUGCCGCCGCAACUGGCGCAAUCACAGAAAGAUUCUCGCCAAAUGUGCCAAGGGCUUCGGCCACAAAACCACCGGCGGUCUCCGUGGUAGAAUCUACGUCGUCACUGACUCUUCCGACGAUGAUCUUCUCAAUCCCAAGCCCGGCACUCUCCGAUGGGGUGUUAUUCAGACUGAACCUCUUUGGAUCAUCUUCGAACGUGACAUGGUCAUUCGUCUCACUCAAGAACUUAUCAUGGCUAGUCACAAGACAAUCGACGGCCGUGGUGUCAAUGUCCACAUUGCUCACGGUGCCGGCAUCACCAUUCAAUUCAUUGAGAACAUCAUCAUCCACAAUGUCCACAUUCACGACAUUAAAACCGGUGAAGGUGGCCUUAUUCGUGACUCACUGAGUCAUUACGGUCUCCGCACUCGUAGUGACGGUGAUGGUAUCUCCAUCUUCGGUGCGUCCAACAUUUGGAUCGACCAUGUUUCGAUGUACAACUGCAUGGAUGGGCUCAUUGAUGCUAUCAUGGGUUCCACUGCUAUUACCAUUUCCAACAGCCACUUCACACGUCACAAUGAUUGCUUGUUGUUUGGUGCCAGUGAUUCCUUCUCCGGCGACUCCCUUAUGCAAAUCACUGUCGCUUUUAACCACUUUGGCAAGGGCCUUGUUCAGAGGAUGCCAAGAGUAAGGUGGGGUUUUGUGCACGUUGUGAACAAUGACUACACACACUGGCUCAUGUAUGCAAUUGGAGGGAGCCAGCACCCAACCAUCAUCAGCCAAGGAAACCGCUUCAUUGCCCCACACAACCCUAAUGCCAAAGAGAUAACAAAGAGGGACUACUUUCCACCGGAAGUGUGGAAACAAUGGGUGUGGAAAUCAGAGGGAGAUUUGAUGAUGAAUGGAGCAUUCUUUGUAGAAUCAGGGCCAAGAAAUACAAGGAGCUUUAGCAGGAAGGACAUAAUCAAGGCGAAGCCAGGAACCUUUGUCAAGCGUCUUACACGCUACUCAGGAACUCUUAUCUGCAAGCCUAACAAGCCCUGCUGAGUU
Dioscorea cayenensis subsp. rotundata (Guinea yam) is the source of this 1314-nucleotide messenger RNA. RefSeq names its product pectate lyase-like. The coding region runs from base 1 to 1311 and encodes 436 amino acids. The record is from RefSeq and is a predicted model, not a curated record. NCBI's taxonomy places the organism in Eukaryota, Viridiplantae, Streptophyta, Magnoliopsida, Dioscoreales, Dioscoreaceae. The transcript is spliced from 4 exons. Gene Ontology annotation, molecular function: pectate lyase activity.